This is a messenger RNA of Closterium sp. NIES-67, 870 nucleotides long. The record is from the annotation of a GenBank genome assembly. NCBI's taxonomy places the organism in Eukaryota, Viridiplantae, Streptophyta, Zygnematophyceae, Desmidiales, Closteriaceae.
UGAACUUUGAUUGAACCUUUUGAGAUUGAGUUAAGUUCUCCUCCUACAGCUUACCCCCUAAUGCGUCGAAAGCCAUAGCGUCGCGAAUACUUCAUCAAUCAACGUGAUUCAAAUUGGGAACGGUAGCUGAGAUUAAGAGCUACAACAUAUCCAAGUUUCGCGACAUUCCAACGGCUAGUUUUUCGUCGACGUUGUUUCUUGUGAAGACGACUUUUCUGUCCAGAAUUUCGGAUUUAUAUUUUGAGUAAUUCUAGUUCCUAAGUUCACCUAGACUCCGUCCUUAAUCCUAACAAGUGGUAUCAGAGCUGUAUUAAGGACGUUGAGAGGAGUCUACAGAAGUGUGAAGACCCUUCUAGACCCACCAUGGCCUGUGGCAGAUUCUGCAGGAGGACUUCCGCAGACGCCAUGUGGGAGGCGGUGCUGCCACUAAGACUGCUGAGGGGUAUGGAGCUGCAGGGCGCGGCAGAGGAAGAGGGGGUUGGAAAGGCCGAGGCCGUGGGAGGAGCUUUGGCAGAGGUAGAGGCCGAGGUGACUAUAAUGAGGGGCAUGGAAGCUCCAGUGGCAGGGGGAGCACCAGAAUGGAGGGCACCUGCUGGUACUGCAAGAAGAUAGGGCAUCCUUGGUUCAAGUGCUUCAGCAGGCCGGAGGGAUGGGCACCUCCAGGCAUGAAGCCGCCCAGUGGUGAACGCGCACAAGGUGGCGCUGUGCAAGGCUCAGGUGCACAAGGUGAAGGUGCACAAGGUAAUGCCUAUCCUGGUUUGUUUGUUAUGGUUGAGGAUGUGCAUGGGCAUGAGGGUGAUGUGGGAUCUGUGGGAAAGGUUGUGAUGCACCCUCUCACGCACUGGGUGAUUGAUUCAGGUUGCACCAGUC